AUGUCCCUAGCCCCUCACCGCUUACUUUCCGCUCCUGCUGCGACUCAGCCGUUUGACUGCUGCCUUUCACCCUUUACUCCUCAAGCACUUCAUCAACACAAGAUCGACUCAAAGGGCCAUCACUACUGUCAUUCUUGUGCAAGAGAUUUUUCCAACCGCAACGAGCUGUUUGACCAUGCUACUGCUGUUCAUUCGACAGCGUGUCGAGAAUGCAGGCGGAUGUUCAACUCUGUAGAAGACCUGAACAGACAUCUUCUUGACUCGCCGAAGCAUCCGAAGUGUCGAGCGUGUAGAAUGGGAUUUCGGGAUCGUAUGAGCCAUGCAUCACACAAAGAAGAAAUUCACGGAACUCAGGGCCUCCCUAACAGGAAAUCGAAGAAGGCUCAGAAUUGCAGGCGAUUUUCACCCACUACUACUAUAAAUGAGUCUUCGGUCCCUUCUCCAACAUUGAGAGCACAUUCUCCGUCUUUGUCCGUGCUGACAGGUAUCAGUGACAGGGAAGACCUGCAGAAUAUGACCCCCUUCCAGCUUACCAUGUAUGAAGUGUCGGACGGGGCGACCUCUAGACAAGACUUCGAUGAUUCUCUGCAUGCUGAAUCUCCUUACCUAUCUGCUUUGACAUCAGAGAGAAAUGUCAAAUUCGGUCUGGAGAAUCAUUCUGAAUGCAUCGACCAGAACAUUACGACUUCGCCACGUCAGAAAUCCAAGAAUGUCUUGCACGGUACUUCUAAUUGUCGCGAUGUACCCGCUGAGAUGACCCAGAUCUACGAAUCUCAUCGAAGCUCACAAGACAGGCUAUCCUCAUCUGCGGACGCGGAGGUCGCCUCGUCUUCGUCACUGUGGGAGGCAUGUGCCCCGCUUCCCUCGGAUUCCGCCUCAGAUAAAUCUAGUGAGAAGGGAGCUGGACGCCGUUGGUAUGCGAGUGAAUGGUCUCGCGCCCGAUCCUUCUCUCCGCGCAUCCAUCAGGAAUUAGCAGACGCUGACCUCGACGAAAGCCACUCAAAUUUCAAGUCACGGCACCGAUCAACGUCACCAGCUUCGAGGCACUACGAAGGAGACCUACCGGAGGUUAUGCGGCAUUUCCCCAGUCCUCAGCACUCUGAGGCAAUCAGACCUACAUCACCAGCAUGUCCCGCAAACCUAUCUCGCAUCAUGACCACGCGCACCUUCUCGCAGCUUUCGAGACUUCCAACUAUCUCAGACGAGUCUGAGCUCGAACAAGAACAAGAUGAUGGGUACGAUUCAGAAUCGCUGGUGCCUCUCAUCGCAGACACUCCGCCUGAGGCUCAACAGCAUAAACGUGCCAUGGGACGGCGAAGGCGCCGACUAAGCCUGUCGCCAACAUUACCCCCAAUACCAGAGACCACCCAAAGCCGCCCGUUGAACGCUAUUUCGCCUACUGACUUCGGUGACUCGGAGUCCGAUAGUUCCCAUGGUAUAUUUGAGCAUCUCGCGGAAGAUUUCUUGUACGACAGUCUAUCUGAAAACGAGCAUUGCCAAACUCCGAUGACGUAUCUUACUGCGGACGAGCUUGAGUUGGAUCUUGAAGGAAAGACCAGCCGGGCCGAUGACGAAAGUGACUUUACAAGGCAACUUACUGAGCUCCCAUCUCCGCCAACUCUUCUUGCUGAAGAUUUGACAAAGGUUGCGAUGGAACUGUGCUCACCUUCUACACCGGGUAGUGACUUCGAUCCACUGGCAGACCCCUUCGAGCUUCAUCCGUCUGCGAAUAACUCGCCUAUGAGUGUUACUUUCCCGAGGCGCUCUCGUGCAUGGUCAGUAGGCGUACCGGAGAAAACGGACACAAGAUUCUUGGCACCAAUACCGCCGAUACGACAAACGGUUCCGAGGAAAGAAGAAAAAGAGAAUAAGGAACCUGACAGUGUAGUUGCGAGCCAAUCAAAAGCCGGUGAAGAGGAAUUAGACCCAGUAGCAAUAGCGGCCGAUGAGCCGCUAGCAACGGUCAUCGAGGAAGACCUGUUCUCGGAGCCGGAUGAAAUCCUGGAGCCGAUUCAUCAGGUCAGCAAGCCAGUUGGGCAGUCGCUCGACGAAGCAGAGGCCCGAUUUGCCGAGGAAGGACACCCGCUUCGGAGCUUUAUAACAUUGGACACGCUACCCGGAGACGCGCAUGUCCGAGAACAACCUAAUGACGGUAUACCUUUGUCUUCGCCACGAGCUUCGGAUCAGCGCGAGGUCGGAUCAGCGGGAACACCGAAUCCUGCUGGUCUUCAUAGUAACCCUGGACGGAAACCCCUGCUGUACUGCCGGAUAUGUCAGGUUGAUCCAUGUUGCGACACGACUGCGACGUUCUGCGGGCAUGUCUUCUGUUAUGAGUAA
Fomitiporia mediterranea MF3/22 is the source of this 2337-nucleotide messenger RNA. RefSeq lists its product as uncharacterized. NCBI's taxonomy places the organism in Eukaryota, Fungi, Basidiomycota, Agaricomycetes, Hymenochaetales, Hymenochaetaceae. The record is from RefSeq and is a predicted model, not a curated record. The transcript is spliced from 7 exons. The coding region runs from base 1 to 2337 and encodes 778 amino acids.